AUGUCGCACGAUCCAAACGAUUCUAUUGAGGUCAAUGUCGUAGCUACGAUAGGUACUGUUUUUUGGUGUAUCCAGCUUAUUCCCCAAAUUAUUCGUAACUAUAGAGUCAAAGAUUGUACUGGUUUUCCUCCACUUAUGAUGAUUUUAUGGGCUAUUUCUGGUAUUCCCUUCUCAAUUUACUUCUUUAUGACUGAUGCUUCAAUUCCAAUCAAAGUCCAACCCCAGGCUUUCACUGCUUGUGCUGUUAUUGCUUUCUCCCAGGCUUUGUACUACCCUCCAGUUUCCAUGAAGGUAAGAAAGCUUUGCUUCUGGACUGGUGGUUUUAUUGUUGUCGGUGUUGCAAUUGAGGCUGUUGCCAUCGUCUUUUUAACUCCCGUCCAUGAAGAUGGAACAGAAUGGCCUUCUAUUAUUAUUGGUACUCUUGCUUCCAUUCUCUUAGCUUCUGGUUUAAUUCCUGCUUAUUUCGAAUUGGCCAAAAGACAAGGAAGAGUCGUUGGUAUCAACUUUGUUUUUUUGUUAAUUGAUUGUGCUGGUUCUCUUCUUUCAAUGAUAUCUCUUCUCAUUGGUUCAAUGGAUAUCAUGGGUUUUGUUUUAUAUUUGGUUUUACUUGCUCUUGAAAUCGGUAUCUUUUUGAGUCAUUUUAUCUGGUGGUGCAGAUUUAGAUGGUUGAAAAAGGAUAAAGUAUCCGAUGAAGAAAGCUCUCUGGAAAUCGUUCACGAAAUUACAAGUGGUGAUUCCAAAACUGAUUUUAAACUAAACUCCAAUUCAGAUUCAAAACAUGAUUCAGCAGUAUGUGAAAAACAUGUUGAAAUCUUCGAAUCUGAAAAAAAGAAUUGA
Ascoidea rubescens DSM 1968 is the source of this 837-nucleotide messenger RNA. RefSeq names its product Ilt1p (gene ILT1). Bases 1 to 837 code for a protein of 278 amino acids. The transcript has a single exon. Lineage: Eukaryota; Fungi; Ascomycota; Saccharomycetes; Ascoideales; Ascoideaceae. The record is from RefSeq and is a predicted model, not a curated record.